AUGGCUGACGAUCCAACAUCUACUCUUGAGGGAGAAGCUUUGGCUCAAAAUACUAGCAAUACUCCCGCGUUCGAGCCUACUAUACUUAAAGAAUAUUUGAAUAAACUCCUUCCUUUGGUCUUAGGGGCUGAGGAAAAAGACUUAGAGGACUCUUUAUGGUCAAGUCCGGAAAAUCUUGAAAAAUUGAAUCGUUUCGCUAACGAUUCUCAAGUUAACGCUUUGUAUAUAACCAAGUCAAAGGAAGACAAAAAAGAAGAAGAAAUCAUUUAUCAUCUGAAUAAUGUCGCGUCUGUCGCUAUCAUCAAGCAUUCUUCAAACUUAGAUCCAAAUCGUCCUGUACAAUCACAAAUUCAAUUCUUAAAUUUACCUGGCCCAUCAUCCAGUGAAUCUGGAUCUACUAACGUGAGCCCAUAUGAAGCUCUUCAUUCUUGUAUUCAUCAUGCCGUUGCGCCAUACUUCGAUGCUUAUGUUAACGCUAAAGAAUUAGAAUUAUCUCUCCUUCAUUUACAACAAAACGUUGAAAUUCCUGAAAUUUCUCUUAACAUUCAUCCGGUCGUUCAAAAGGCUGUUGAAAAGAGUAAACAAGAAGGCAGGAGGGCCCAUGUUGACUAUAUCGAACCUGCAUACCUUAGUGAUACUGCUUUCUUGAAUAAACUUCAAGGUGAUGUAAACGGUUGGAUUAAGGAGAUCCAAAAAGUAACAAAAUUAUCACGUGAUCCUGCAAGUGGAACAGCUAUGCAAGAAAUAAAUUUCUGGCUUAGUAUGGAAACUGCUCUUGAAGGUGUUGACGAACAGCUUAAGAGCGAUCAAAUUGUGCAUAAAUACAAUCAAUUGAUGAAAGACUUUCCUCUCGGUGAAUUAUUAUCUGCUCCUGAUGUGGCGAAAAUUCAAGAGGCUUUAAAUGUUGUUUUUGCCCAUUUCACCAAGAAAAUGAGAUUAUCUCCAUAUCCAAUCAAGAAAGCACUUGCUCUUGUUGAGGCCAUUUCACGUGAUUUAAAUGAUGUAUUAUUAAAAGUUUUGGGUAGUCGUCGUUUAAUGUACAUGGAAUAUGAUGAAUUUGAAAAAGUUAUGGCUGGUGCUGAAAAUGUUUUUAAAACCUGGGACGAAAUGAUCAAAGAAUUUACUAAUGUAGCACGUGACGUUAUGCGUAAACGUUCUGAUAAAUUUAUUCCAAUCAAAAUAAACCCUGCCCAUGAUAAAUUGCAAGAACGUGUUACUUUCGUUAGGAAUUUUAGAAAACAACAUGAACAACUUCAUCAAACAAUUGUUAAAGUCAUGACUCAACCAAAGGGUACAACAAAAAUUGUUGUCGAAGGUGAAAAUACUGUAGCUCAACAAGAAGAAGGUGUUAGCAUGAAUGAUAUUAAUUCUAUGGAAGAAGUAAAAAUAGCAUAUGAAAGUGUAAAGGACAUUGAUGUGUUAGAUGUUUCUAUUGAAGGCACUGAAAUCUGGAUGCAAGCUGAAAAUGCAUAUAAUGAACGUGUUUCAAGAGUUGAAAAUCAAAUUAUUGCAAGUCUACGAGAUCGACUUGGUACAUGUAAAAAUGCUAAUGAAAUGUUCCGUGUGUUUUCAAAGUUCAAUGCUUUGUUCGUUAGACCUAAAAUUCGAGGUGCUAUUCAAGAAUAUCAAAAUGAGCUUAUUGACAGAGUUAAAAAAGAUAUAUCUAAACUUCAUGAAAAAUUCACUCAACAAUAUCGAAAAUCUGAAGCAAAUCAUAUGGCUCAGCUUCGAGAUCUUCCUGCUAUCUCUGGUGCUAUGAUUUGGGCUCGUCAAAUUGAAAGACAAUUACAAACUUAUAUGAAACGUGUUGAAGAUGUUCUUGGUAAAGGUUGGGAGAUGUAUGCAGAAGGUCAAAAAUUACAAAUUGAAAGCAAUAACUUUAAAAAGAAAUUAGACACAAGACCGAUCUUUGAAGCUUGGCAAACAGACAUUUCUAAUCGUCGUGAUUUGAACGUGACAGGAAGAUUAUUUGAAAUUACACGAAAUCGUGCUCAAGGAAAUAUUCUUCAAUUAGGUGUAAAUUUUGAUCCACAAAUAAUUACAUUAUUUAAAGAAGUGCGUAAUUUAUUAUGGUUAAAUCACCAAGUACCACACAAUAUAAGCACUAGUGCAAAAGUUGCCAAGCGUGUAUAUCCUUUCGCUGUAAGUCUUAUGGAGACAGUUAGAACUUAUGCUCAAACGGUUCAAAAGGUUCAAAAACAUCCUGAUAUCAUCAUGUUGGUAGCCAGUUAUCGCAAUGGUGUACAAUCUAUGAUCGCUAAAGGCAUUACUUUUGAAUGGAAAUACUUUGUGGACACUUAUGAUCGUAAUUUCCGUGGAGCACUAGAUUCUCCUGAGAAUCAACAUGUUACUUUUGUCCGAGAAUUCGCAAAUACUGUAUCGGAAUUUCAAGAUAAAGUUGAUGACUUGAUUGCUGAUUAUGAAAAUAUAUCACGUCUAAUUGAAGACUUAAAAACUUGCGCAUAUCAAAUAAAAAAAUUCAAUUCAAAUUUAGAAAAAGUUCAAAAAUUGCUUGAUAAAAGAAUCGAAACUGUCUUGUCUCAACGGCUACAACAUGCUAUAACCUCAUGGACAACUGAAUUUAUGUCAUCUAAUGACGAUACUAUGAAUACUACUGAACCAACCUCUCAUGAAUCUUCAAUUAGUAAAGUUUUGAAGAAUAGGCGUAGAACUACUAGAACCGAUUCUAUUGAUGGUGAAAGACCAUUAACUGCAAAAUCUGAAAAACCUGUGCUUGAACGUUCUGUUCAUACAGUACGUAUCAAAAAUCAAGUAAUUUAUCUGGAUCCACCAAUUGAGGAUGCUAGAACUAAAUGGUAUAAUCAAUUACACGAAUGGCUUUGUAAAAUUCAAGGUUCACGUUAUGAUAUUGAUCUACAAGUUAGAGGAUCCAGUGUUUCUCGAGAAACCACUUAUUCCAACUUAUUAGCACAAAUUCCUGAUGGUUCACUAGAGAAAGCAUAUGAAGUUAUUGAAGCCAAAUUGAAAGAAGUAUCUGAAUAUGUUAACAAAUGGCUCCAAUUUCAGUCAUUAUGGGAUCUUGAACCCAAUCAUAUUUAUGAUCGACUUGGUGAUGAUCUUAAUAAAUGGAAACAAAUUCUAUCGGAAAUCAAAAAAUCACGUACUACAUUUGAUAAUUCAGAAGUCGAACGCUCCUUUGGCUUUAUUGCAGUAAAUUAUGAACAAGCACAAACCAGAGUCAAUGCCAAAUAUGAUCAGUGGCAACGUGAUGUUCUUGCUAAAUUUGGUAUGAAACUUGGUGAUUGUAUGAAAGAAUUUCAUGCUGAUGUUUCAAAUUCUCGCAAAGAACUUGAAAAUAAAUCUAUGGAAAGCAAUAAUACAAGUGAAGCUGUUGCCCUGAUUACUUUUGUGCAGGAUCUCAAACGUAAAGUUAACAAAUGGAGCUUGGAUGUUGAAAUGUUUCGGGAAGGUCAAAAAACCUUGGAGCGACAAAGAUAUCAAUUUCCAAGUGAUUGGCUGCAUAUUGAACAAAUCGACGAUGGAUUGAAAUUGAAGAUUGUUGCCGAAGAUAAAAAUGUUGAAGAUAAAAUUAAAAAGAUUGUUGCUGAGUGGAAAACUAGUAAACCAAUUCAAGGAGAUAUCAAACCAGACAUUGCUACAAAUACACUCCAAAUUUAUGAAGGUCGUGUUACUCGUCUUAAGGAUGAGUAUGACAUGGUUUGUCGUGCAAAAGAAGCACUUGACAUGGCCUUGGCUACUGAAGACAGUUUAGAUAUUGUUCUUGAAGAACUUAAAGACCUCAAAUCAGUCUGGAGUUCUCUUUCAAAAGUUUGGCAAUCAAUCAAUGAAUUAAAAGAAACCUUGUGGUCAUCGGUAGUUCCACGAAAAAUUCGACAACAAUUGGAUAAUCUUCUUAAUUCUAUUAAAGAAAUGCCAGGUCGCAUACGUUCAUAUGAAGCAUUUAAUUAUGUACAAGAAACCGUUAAAACCUACCUUAAGAUAAAUCCAAUUCUUUCUGAUCUCAAAUCUGAAGCAUUGAAAGAACGUCAUUGGAGGCAAUUAUUUAAGGCUCUUAGAGUUGAAGGCCGUUUCCACUUAGCCGAAAUGUCAGUUGGCCACGUUUGGGAUUUUGAUCUUAAGAAAAAUGAACAAAUUAUAAAAGACAUUGUAGUCCAAGCCACUGGAGAAAUGGCUUUGGAAGAAUUCUUGAAACAAGUGAAAGAAACCUGGACUUCAUAUGUCCUAGAACUUGUAAAUUAUCAAAAUAAAUGUCGUCUUAUCAAAGGAUGGGACGAGCUCUUUACUAAAUGUAGCGAAAAUCUCAAUUCUUUAACUGCAAUGAAAAUGUCACCUUAUUACAAAGCAUUUGAGGAAGAUGCUUCAGCAUGGGAAGAUAAAUUAAAUAGAGUUCAUGUCUUAUUCGAUGUUUGGAUCGAUGUUCAACGUCAAUGGGUAUACUUAGAAGGCAUUUUUAGUGGAAGCGCGGACAUUAAACAUUUGCUUCCAGUUGAAACUCAACGUUUUUCAUCUAUAAAUACUGAAUUCUUGACUGUUAUGAAAAAAGUGUACAAGUCUCCAUUCGUUUUAGAUGUUCUAAACAUUGCAAAUGUUCAAAAGUCUUUGGAGCGUUUAGCUGAUCUAUUGUCUAAAAUUCAAAAGGCACUUGGUGAAUAUCUUGAACGUCAACGUUCUACUUUCCCCCGUUUCUAUUUUGUGGGUGACGAAGAUUUACUUGAAAUUAUUGGUAAUAGUAAAGAUGUCGUUCGUAUUCAAAAACAUUUCAAGAAAAUGUUUGCGGGUGUUGCCAAUAUUAUUCUUAAUGAAGACUGCAGUAUUAUUCUUGGUAUGUCAUCACGAGAAGGCGAGGAAGUUCCUUUCAAAACUCCAAUAAAAAUCAGUGACUAUUCGCAUGCUGUAAAUGAAUUGAGUCCUUUCUAUUUAGCUGAAGAAUUAGUUACAAAGACAUUUUUGGAAUGGAUUGAAAAGUAUCCAGCACAAUUAGUUGUAGUUGCAGUGCAAAUUAUUUGGACUCAAUCAGUUGAAAAAUCUCUUGAACAAUAUGGCAAAGAUGAUGAACCAUUAAGCGGAUCUCUUAAGUAUGUGUUGCGUGCAUUGGAUGUUUUAGCAGAUACUGUACUUCAAGACUUGGUCUCAACACAACGUAAAAAAUGUGAACAUUUAAUCACUGAGCUUGUGCAUCAACGUGAUACUAUCCGUCAAUUGCAACGUGAUAAAAUUUCUUCUCCCAAGGACUUUGCAUGGCUAUAUCACAUGAGAUUCUAUUUCAAUUCUAAUGCUGAAGAUCCACUAUCACGUUUAACCAUUCAUAUGGCAAAUGCUCAAUUUUAUUAUGGUUACGAAUACCUUGGUGUACCCGAUCUCGGUGCUUGGGGAUGCUUUGACGAAUUUAAUCGUCUUGAAGAAAGAAUUUUAUCAGCUGUUUCUCAACAAGUGCAAACUAUUCAACUUGGUCUUAAGGCUGUUAUAGAUGAUCCAAAUGCUGAAGUUGAAAUUGUUGGCAAAAGUCUUAAAGUUAAUGCCAAUACCGGUAUCUUUAUUACUAUGAAUCCUGGCUAUGCUGGUCGUUCCAAUCUACCUGACAACUUGAAGAAACUCUUCCGUAGCAUGGCUAUGACAAAACCAGAUCGUGAAUUAAUCGCACAAGUAAUGUUGUUUUCUCAAGGCUUCCGAACUGCAGAAACUCUCGCUUCAAAGGUUGUCCCGUUAUUCAACCUUUGUGCUGAACAACUUUCUCCACAAGCACAUUACGAUUUUGGUCUUCGAGCCCUUAAGAGUGUGCUUGUUAGUGCCGGUAAUCUGAAACGUGAACGCCUUCAAGUACUUAGAGAAAGCAAUUCAGACAAAUCAGAAUAUACCAGAAUUUCAGAACCUACACCUGAGCAAGAGAUUUUGAUUCAAAGUAUUCGUGAAACUAUUGUUCCAAAAUUAGUAUCUGAUGAUAUUCCCCUUUUAACUAGGUUGUAUGCACCGGUAGACCUUGAUAAACUUAAAGCAGAAAUUAAAAAUGUUUGUAAUGAGAAAUGCCUUCUUGAUGGUGAAAUGUGGCUAGAAAAAGUUCUUCAACUUUAUCAAAUUCAAAAUAUUCAUCAUGGUCUUAUGAUGGUCGGACCGUCUGGCUCUGUAUUGCUUCAAGCUUUGGAGCGAGUUGAAGGGCGUGAAGGUGUUUCAUACGUUAUUGAUCCUAAAGCUGUGUCCAAAGAUGCUCUCUAUGGUAAUUUGGACCAAACAACUCGUGAAUGGACGGAUGGUUUAUUCACCCAUAUUUUACGUAAAAUCAUUGACAACGUUCGUGGUGAAAAACUUAAAAGACAUUGGAUUAUAUUUGAUGGUGAUGUGGAUCCGGAAUGGGUUGAAAAUUUAAAUUCUGUAUUGGACGACAAUCGAUUAUUAACUCUCCCUAAUGGUGAACGUUUAAGUCUUCCGAAUAAUGUCCGUAUUAUGUUUGAAGUAGAAAAUUUGAAAUAUGCAACAUUAGCUACUGUUAGUCGUUGUGGUAUGGAAGUGGUUACUCUUGAUAUGAUUUAUUAUAAUUAUCUCGAAACUUUAAAAUCUGUUCCUUUGGAUGAAAGUGAAGAAGAAGGAGCCUCUACUCAUAGAGUUGAAGGAGAAGAGACCAUCUCCCCACAUCUUAGUACACAACGUGAUAUUGCUAGUAUACUUAGUAAACAUAUGACUGAAGAAGGAUUAGUCACACGAACUCUUAUGGAGGCAGAGAAAUUGGAUCAUAUUAUGGACUUUACUUAUAUGCGCGUGCUGAAUACUUUAUUUUCUUUAUUAAACAAAACUGUACGUAAUGUAAUUGAAUACAAUGUACAACAUCCUGAUUUCCCAAUGACAGCAGAACAUUUAGAUGGUUAUGUGACUAAGCGCCUAGUUCUUGGUGUUAUUUGGAGUUUCUCUGGGGAUGCUAAAUUAGAUUACCGUGCUGUGCUAGGCGAUUUUGUUCGUGGAAUAGCUACAGUCGAUUUGCCUCCUGCGCAAGUGGGUUCAACUCUCAUCGAUUAUGAUGUUCAAAUCAGUAAUGGUGAUUGGGUAUCAUGGACUGGCAAAGUUCCAACUAUUGAAAUUGAAACUCAUACUGUAUCUGAGGCUGAUGUGGUUGUUCCUACAGUUGAUACUGUUCGUCAUGAAGAAAUAUUGUAUUCCUGGCUUUCAGAACACAAACCUCUUUUAUUAUGCGGUCCUCCUGGAUCUGGAAAAACCAUGACAUUAUUUAGUGCCCUUAGAAAAUUACCAGACAUGGAAGUUGUCGGUCUCAACUUUUCCAGUGCAACCACCCCUGAAUUGAUUUUAAAAACAUUUGAACAAUAUUGUGAAUAUCGUAAGACUCCAACUGGGGUAAUUUUAUCCCCUAUUGCCAUUGGUCGCUGGAUUGUGGUGUUUUGUGAUGAAAUCAAUCUUCCUGCAGUUGAUCAAUAUGGAACUCAACGUGUUAUCUCAUUUUUAAGACAAUUAAUUGAAUGUGGUGGCUAUUGGAGAACAUCAGAUAAAGCAUGGGUUAAAUUGGAAAGAAUACAAUUUGUCGGAGCUUGUAACCCCCCAACAGAUCCUGGACGUGUUCCAUUAACUCAUAGAUACCUUCGUCAUGCUCCUUUAGUGAUGGUUGAUUAUCCUGGUGAAAUUUCCCUUAAUCAGAUUUACGGAACAUUUGCUCGAGCCAUGUUAAAAGUUGUUCCUUCACUUCGAGCGUAUGCUGAACCGCUUACAGCUGCGAUGGUCGAAUUCUAUCUUAAGUCCCAGAAACAUUUUACUCCUGAUAUGCAAGCACAUUACAUUUAUUCUCCUCGUGAAUUGACCAGAUGGAUGCGAGGUAUUUUUGAGGCAAUUAAGCCUUUGGAAUCCCUUUCUCUUGAAGGUUUGAUUCGUAUUUGGGCACAUGAGGCUUUGCGAUUAUUCCAAGACCGUCUUGUUACCGAAGAAGAGAGAAAAUGGACUGACGAUAACAUUGAUGCCACUGCUAUGAAACAUUUCCCAAAUUUGAACUCUUCCGAAGCUUUGACUCGACCAAUUUUGUUCUCUAACUGGUUGUCCAAACAUUAUAUCCCUGUUGAACGUGAAGAAUUGCGUGAUUACGUUAAAGCUCGUCUUAAAGUCUUUUAUGAAGAAGAAUUAGACGUCCCACUGGUCUUGUUUAAUGAUGUCUUAGACCAUGUUCUUCGUAUUGAUCGUGUAUUUAGACAAAUGCAAGGACAUUUACUUUUAAUCGGUGUAAGUGGAUCCGGUAAGACUACUUUGUCAAGAUUUGUUGCUUGGAUGAAUGGAUUAAGUGUCUUCCAAAUUAAAGCACAUAACAAGUAUACUGGUGAUGAUUUCGAUGAAGAUUUAAGAACAGUCUUAAGAAGGGCUGGCUGUAAAGGAGAAAAAAUUUGCUUUGUAAUGGAUGAAUCAAAUGUAUUAGACUCUGGUUUCUUGGAACGUAUGAAUACACUUCUUGCUAAUGCAGAAGUUCCUGGAUUAUUCGAGGGUGAUGAAUAUAAUGCAUUAAUGACAAGUUGUAAGGAGGGUGCUCAGAGAGAUGGGUUAAUGUUAGAUUCUCCUGAAGAAUUAUAUAAAUGGUUCACACAACAAGUAAUGAAAAACCUGCACGUUGUAUUUACAAUGAAUCCUCCAGAAGGUGGCCUUGCUUCUCGUGCUGCAACAUCUCCUGCUCUUUUCAAUCGUUGUGUUUUAGAUUGGUUCGGUGAUUGGUCAGAUCAAGCUUUCUUCCAAGUGGGCAUGGAAUUCACCCAAAAUUUGGACUUGGAUCUUCAGACAUAUACACCUCCUAUCAACUUUCCUACUGCGUAUAGAUUAUUGCCACCGCAACCUUCACAUCGUUCUGCCGUUGUAAAUGCGUUCGUUUUUGUUCAUCAAUCUCUUUACGAAAUUAAUGCAAAAUUGAGCAAACGCCAAGGUCGUUAUAAUUAUGUGACACCACGACACUAUUUGGACUUUAUUAACCAUUAUGUACGAUUAUUCAAUGAGAAACGUGAAGAUCUUGAGGAACAACAGCGUCAUUUGAACAUUGGGUUAGAUAAAUUAAGAGAAACUGUUACUACUGUUGAUCAACUUCGUAGUGAUUUGGAUAUAAAGAAUGCAGCGCUUAAAGAAAAGGAGCGUGAAGCUAACGCAAAGUUUCAGAAAUUGGUUGCGGAUCAAAGCGAAGCUGAAGAACGUAAAAAAGCUUCAGUAGAACUUUCGAAAGCCCUCGACAUUCAAACUAAACAAAUUGAAGAACGUCGUGAAGUAGUAAUGAAUGAUUUAGCUCAAGCUGAACCAGCUGUUGAGGACGCUAAAAGGAGUGUAAGAGGUAUUACUAGACAACAUCUUACAGAAGUGCGUUCAAUGAAUAAUCCUCCUGAGGCUGUGAAAAUGGCGAUGACUUCAGUUUGUCUUUUGCUUGGUAGAAGAGCUGAUAGUUGGCAACAAUUGCAAGGAAUCAUCAGAAGUGACGACUUUAUUAAUAGUAUUGUUCAAUACGAUACUAACAAAUUGACCAAACAUGUGAGAGAAAAAAUUAAUUCAGAAUAUAUUUCCAAACCUACUUAUAACUUCGAUGUUGUAAACAGAGCUAGUAAGGCAUGUGGUCCUUUGGUUAAAUGGGUAAUUGCUCAAGUCAGUUAUUCAGGUAUUUUGGAUAGAGUUGGUCCUAUGCGUAAAGAAAUGGAGGACUUAAAAGAAGAACAAAAGAAAACUCAACAGCAGGCUGAGAGUCUGCAGCAAAUGAUCAAAGAUUUAGAAAAUAAAAUAGCAGUAUAUAAGGAAGAAUAUGCAGAAUUAAUUAAAGCUAAAGAAGCUAUUAAAGAUGAUAUGAGCCAAGUUAAGAAUAAAGUAGAAAGAAGUAUGACUCUACUUGAAAGUUUAUCAUCUGAAAAGGAAAGAUGGGUGUCUGGUAGUCAAGCAUUUGAAACGCAGAUGGGAACAAUUGUAGGUGAUGUAUUGCUUUCUGCAGCAUUUCUCGCCUAUGGUGGAUAUUUCGACCAGCAAUAUCGUGAAAUAUUACUUCAAAAAUGGACAAACCAUUUAGUCGACGCUAAAAUUCAAUAUAAGCCAGAACUUUCGUUGACAGAAUAUUUGUCAACAGCAGAUGAUCGUCUUUCAUGGCAAGCAAAUUCUCUUCCGGCCGAUGAUUUAUGUACUGAAAACGCCAUCAUGCUUAAGAGGUUCAACAGAUAUCCACUCAUUAUUGACCCAUCUGGUCAAGCUUCUUCAUUUUUAAAGAAUGAAUUUAAAAACAAAAAAAUUACUAUUACUAGUUUCUUAGAUGAUUCAUUUAUUAAGAACUUAGAAAGUGCUCUUCGUUUCGGUAAUCCAUUACUUAUUCAAGACGUUGAGCAUCUUGACCCUAUUUUAAAUCCUGUUCUUAACAAAGAAUUGCGCCGUACUGGUGGCCGUGUUUUAAUAAGAUUGGGAGGACAAGAUAUUGAUUUCUCACCAUCAUUUACACUUUUCCUUUCAACCCGUGAUCCUUCUGUAAACUUCCCUCCAGAUGUGUGCAGUAGAGUAACAUUCGUUAACUUUACCGUGACACGUAGCAGUUUACAAAGUCAAUGUCUUAAUCAAGUCCUUAAAGUUGAACGACCUGAUACGGAUCAGAAACGAACAGAUUUAGUCAAACUUCAAGGUGAAUUUAAACUGAGGUUGAGACAUCUCGAAAAAUCUCUCUUGCAGGCUUUAAAUGAAUCCAAAGGUAAUAUUUUGGAUGAUACUAAAAUCUUGGGUACAUUGGAAAAAUUGAAACAAGAGGCUGCUGAAAUUACUCGAAAAGUUGAAGAAACUGACACUAUUAUGCAAGAAGUUGAACGAGUUACAGCACAAUACACUCCUUUAGCUCAAGCCUGUAGCUCUGUUUUCUUUGUUAUGGAACAAAUAAACAUUUUACAUCACUUUUAUCAAUUCUCUCUCGAAUAUUUCUAUGAAAUAUUCCAAUUUAUCCUUCAUGAAAAUCCAAACCUCUCAAACGUUACUGAUGUCGAUGAAAGAUUGAGGAUUAUCAUCCGUGAUCUUUUUAAAGUAACUUUCAAGCGCGUAUCGCGAGCUUUGCUAAAUGAGGACUAUGUUACAUUCGCAAUUUUACUAGCUCAAAUUAAACUUCGUGGGUCUCCUGGCCAAGUUGAUGAAUCUGAAUACGAUUUUAUGCUAAGCGGUGGCGAUGUUGUACCUGGAUCAAGAGUCACAGCAAGAGAACUAGGAUUACCUGAUAAUGUUUUUGAUAGUGAUCAACUUUGUAAAAUAAAAGAAUUCACGGCUCUUCAAUGUUUCAAUAGACUUAGCAGGCAUAUUAGUGAUAAUAUUGAUGAAUGGGUGAAAUUUAUGAAUCAUGAUUCGCCUGAAAAUCACAUACCUGAUUGGUGGGAUUCUUCAUUACCUGUGUCCGAAUUUGUAUCUAUUGCAUUUGAGCCAGGCUUCGCCUCUCAAACAGAAUUGGACUUUAAGGCAUUAGUGUUAAAUGAAGUUCAACCUACUACACCUAUUUCUUUAUGUUCUGUUCCUGGAUAUGAUGCAAGUUACCGUGUGGAUAAUCUUGUGUCUGAUGUUGGGGUCAAAUGCACAUCUGUUGCCAUGGGUUCUCAGGAAGGUUUUAAUUUGGCCGAUAAUGCUAUUGCAAACGCGGUCAAGAAUGGAAAUUGGGUUUUAUUGAAAAAUGUUCAUUUAGCUACAUCAUGGUUAGAACGUCUUCGCUACGCACCACUCGGUUGGACCAAGAUUUACGAGUUUAAUGAUUCUGAUCAAGACUUUGCAAUUAACACCAUUGACGCGUGGUUGAAUUCAGUCGCUCAAAAUAGAGAAAACAUUUCCCCAGAUAAAAUUCCCUGGGAGGCACUUCGUACAUUAAUCUGUGUUGCUGGCUAUGGUGGCCGUAUCGACAAUGAAUUUGACAAGCUUAUCCCUGAUGGAACAAAAAUGGAAGACUUUGUAAAUUGGAUCGAUAAUCUCCCAGAACGCGAGCCACCUAUAUGGUUAGGAUUGCCAAGCAAUGCAGAAAGAGUUUUAGCCACAAGCAAAGGUAGGAAAAUGAAAAAUACGGCUGAUGAUGAUGUUGUUGAACUUUCUCAAGAGUCUGAUUCUCAGUCAUCUUCCCAACCUGCCUGGAUGCGUGCAUUACAGGCAUCUGUUGAAGGAUGGUUAGAAGUACUUCCGUCAAAAAUUCCAAUGAUGAACCGUACUUCUGAAAGUAUUAAAAAUCCGUUAUUCAGAUUUUUCGAUCGUGAAAACUCAAUCGGACUCCUUAAAACUGUAUCCAUAAAUCAUUGGAUUGCUGAUUUCAGAAGCAGGCUUCAACAACUUGAAAACAUUACAAAAUUACAUGACUUUUUAGAUUUACAAGUAUGGAUUGGUGGUCUUUUCAUGCCCGAAGCAUUCAUCACAGCUACCCGUCAGGCAGUAGCACAAAAACAUAAAUGGUCUUUAGAAGAAUUGGUAUUAGAAAUUUCUCUCAACAAGAGUGGAGAUCCUGAUUCUUUUGCAUUAACUGGUAAUGGCAAUCAUGUGAGUCUCUGCGGAGUUCCAACAACCAAAUUAGAUAUUUCUCAAAUUAAAUGGGUUAGAAAGACGGAAGCUACUCCAGUUACUGAAACAACUAUAAACCUUCCGGUUUAUCUUAAUGAAGAUCGUUCUGAUUUGCUCUUUAUUGUUAAUAUUGAAGCAAAUGCUUCUGAAAAGGUUAAGAUUGUGCAAC
This is a messenger RNA of Racocetra fulgida, 12640 nucleotides long. The record is from the annotation of a GenBank genome assembly. Lineage: Eukaryota; Fungi; Glomeromycota; Glomeromycetes; Diversisporales; Gigasporaceae.